Messenger RNA from Adineta ricciae, 1230 nucleotides. The record is from the annotation of a GenBank genome assembly. NCBI's taxonomy places the organism in Eukaryota, Metazoa, Rotifera, Eurotatoria, Adinetida, Adinetidae.
AUGUCUCGACAUAUACGUAACCUCAACAAUCCACCCGAAUAUUACAACAGUUUGACCGCAAAACAACAGCGGAAUUGGCGGAGAAACACACGAGAAAUUGGACGCAACGAACGACUGCGUGAGCAAUAUCCAUCAAUGCCAAUACCACCCACAGCAACAAUCAUCCACAUCCAUUACCUGCCACCAAUCAAGACACUAGAUGACUUGAUCGAGAAGGCAAAGAAUACCAAAAUUUUCACGAUCGAUACGGAAUCGGAAACGAUCAAUAGGGUGAACAAAGGUGCUCUAGUACAGAUACAAUUUUUACAACCAAGUCAAGCAUCAACAAUCAUGUUGAUCGAAAUGUUCCACCGCCCGGAUUGCAACAACUUAACGACACAAGAAAAAAACAAGGAAUUAUGUGAAAUCAUACUCAAUUGUGACAAGGACAUCAUCACAUGGGACCCGUUGGAAGACGAAUUCGACGAUUUCAAAUCGUAUGGUCUUUUCAAUCCGGUGACUGGCAUAACGAUCAAUCGAGUAACACGCAUCCUGCGAAGGAAAGUCGUGAUCGAAAAUAGCAGUCAAGUACCAUGUACGAGACGCCAGGAGGAACAAUAUUUAGCAACAGCGAAUAUCAAUGUGAUCACGCCUCACAUUUUAAUCCAAACGCUACUUGGUCACUACAAGACGCAGACACCUUACUAUGACCAACGAAUCGAAAAAGAAAAACGUCGAAUUAUGACUGACUACGCCGUGAAAGACUGCAUUGCGGUGACCAACCUGUAUUUCAUCAUGAAUCCAUCAACCACAUUCAACACGAAUCGAUAUGAAACACCAGUGACCGACGAACAUAGGAUGUACGUCGAUGAUAUCGUCGACAUACGUGAAAACUCACAACCCCAGACACCAGAACCACAACAAGAUCCGCCACGACCCGAAGAAACUGAAGAAGAACGAAAACAACGGGAGAAAGAAAAUCAAAAAAGAGAAAACGAGAAAUUCAAGGAGAAGAAACGAAACCGAUCGGAUUUCAAGCAUGAAAUUGUUCGGCCGAUCUAUUACCGUUAUGACUAUCGAAAGAUACGAGCGCAGCUACAAGCCGAUCAAGUCCACUACAGUCAUCAAAUACGAAUCAACGACGAACACGCCGAAGUGACGAUCAACUUCAAGUCCGAAGAAUUACGAGAAGACGGAAGAAGAAAGGCCCCGAUUAGCUAUUUCAUGGACGUUCAAUAUUAUAGAGGAUGA